CUCAUACUGUCACUCCCAACUUUUGCGCUUCCAGCUAUGGCUCUGGCUCGGCCUGCAACGAAGUUGCCUCCGGGAGCGAAUCGCAUCCUCUUCGUCAAGAACCUGAACUAUGCUAUCACUGGCGAAGAUCUCUACGAUUUGUUCGGUCGUUACGGGAGCAUCCGUCAGAUCAGAAUUGGGAAUGAACAAAAGACGCGAGGAACCGCGUUCGUGGUGUUCGAUGAUGUUAUGGACGCGAAGAACGCUCUAGAUCAUCUUAAUGGAUUCCAUCUUCAAGAGCGCUAUAUUGUUGUUCUAUACCAUAUGCCUGCCAAGCAAGAUGCAGCGGCGGCGAAGGCCGACUUGGCUAGGAGGGAAGAGGAGCUAGCGCAACUCAAGCAGAAGCAUAAUAUAGGGGAUUCUGACUGAGGGCGUUUGUUGGUUGAAUCUCGCCUGCAAUUCAUAUAAGGCGGGCUGCAAUCUGCCUGUGCUCGUGGCUUUCCUUGCAGAACUGUGAACACGUGGUGCUGCAACCCUGCUCACAUCGCCUUCUCGCUGAAUCAAUUCAUGACGAGGAUGGACGGCAACAUCACCGCGCUACUCUGCUCCAUGAGUCUGGUGUUGACGCUCGGAACCCGAGGUUUCAGCAUGGCCCACAACAUAAACGAGCAGUCAAAUUGGGAGCGCAGUAUACAAGUGGCUUACGUCUAGGAGCGGUGAAACUGGGGACGGAUGUGUGUAGUACGGUAAUACUGCUUGGAACUUCGUUUCCCAAAGCAACGCCGAAAUAUGCAACUCGGACAAGUGGACGAAUCGAUUGAUGUCAAGGAAC
Punctularia strigosozonata HHB-11173 SS5 is the source of this 811-nucleotide messenger RNA. RefSeq names its product pre-mRNA branch site protein p14. Gene Ontology annotation, cellular component: cytoplasm; ribonucleoprotein complex; nucleus. The record is from RefSeq and is a predicted model, not a curated record. Bases 37 to 408 code for a protein of 123 amino acids. Lineage: Eukaryota; Fungi; Basidiomycota; Agaricomycetes; Corticiales; Punctulariaceae. Gene Ontology annotation, molecular function: mRNA binding. The transcript is spliced from 4 exons.